AAGUAAUUCUGGCAUUAUAUGGACUCUUGUGACGAGACAAUAGAAUAGGUUAUUGUUGGAGUCAGAUUUUUUUUAUUUAAUUUCGUUCAUUCGGGAAUACUCAUGAUAAAUCAUAGCAAAUCCUUUUGGUUAAAUGAUUUAUGAAAACAGGGUAGGGCAUGAAAAAAAGACUUUUAAAAAAUACGAAUAAUGACCACAAGAGGGAGCUCAAUGACAGGUCGGUAUAGCGUCAAUGUCUUUUGUUUGCCCGGAUCUGUUAAAUUAUUCAUAAAUAUGUAUAAGCAGUGCAAGCAAAAAAAAAAAAAGAAAAAAAGAAAAAGAAAAAAGAAAGAAAGAAAGGAAAAAAAAAAAAAAGAAAAGAAAAAUUUGUGUGAAUAUUCUUCUUUAAUUUUUUUUCCGGCUCCUCCCCUAAAAUUCAUUUUGAUUAUUUUGUGGGGCAUAUAAAUGUGUAAGUGAUGUAUGCAGAAAAAAAAAAAAACUGCCAAAAUGUUACUUAAUGCAGAUCAAUGUAAUCUAUUUUUUUUUAUAUAUUAGGCCUAAUUUCACCAUAAUCAAAAGCUAAAUUAGCUAUAAUAUUAAAGUAGAAUUUUCACUUAAGAUAAAAUUAAAAACGUGAACAAAUGUUUAAACAAAUUAUAAAUAAAGACAAGAAUAUUCUCUUCGAAAGGCUGUAAUGUUUUUUUCCUGUCUUUUUAAAAUAUGCAUAAUCUUUUCUGUUAUGGACUAAAAAAUAAUAAUGUGUUCUGCACAUCAGCACUCUGGUGUUGUCACGUUUUCGAGGACUUUUAGUUUGUUAUCAUCAUUUCCUGUGUUUUCUUCCUGUUUUCAUUUUAUUGUCACAGUGAUUCAUUGUUUCAAUGAUUAGUUCACAUCUGUUUCAUAUUGAGUUCUUUUAUCUUGUGUAUUUAAGGCCUUCAGUUCUCUCAGUUCAUUGUCUGGUGUUUUCUAUUCACACUGUUCUGCUACUCUUUGUUUAUUUGGAUUUCUCUUGUUUUGGAUUUGACUUUUGUGGCAAGGGGGGCGUGGCUCAGCGAGGUCUGCAAUGGGAGAGAGAGGCAGGAGACGAGUGGUGUGUAAGUAGAUCAAGUGCAAAUGAUAAACACCUGUGUCUCGUUUCAGCAAUUGGUGUGGAGAGACCGGUUAAAAGCCACCAGGAAAUGGGGAGCUGGAGAGAGAGAAACUGACUGGGAACUCGUGCCAUGCGGAGAGACAGUCCAUCAGAGCUGGAAUUGGAGAAGAACGCUGCCACCGUCAUGCAGUCCCCGCCAGGAUUGCCAUUUGCGGAGGUCAUCCAAUCGCUUGCGGGUCUUCACCAGGAACACCAUCAGGCACUGCUGGGCAUGAGGGACGAUCAGGAAUGGUGUUUUCAAGCCCUCGUCCAAGCCCAGCAGGAAGACUGUGAGCUGUUCCGGAGCUGGAUUGACCGGGAGGUUCGGGCUACAGGAACUCCAUCUGCCCCAGCCCCGCCCACUCACGUGCCUCUCAAUAAGAUGGGUCCUCAGGACGACCCCAAGGCGUUCAUAGACCUGUUUGAGAGGUCUGCGGAGGCAUGUGGGUGGCCCCAAGAAGACUGGCCAGUGCGGCUCAUCCCCCUGCUGUCUGGAGAAGCGCAGGUGGCCGCACAACAGCUGCCAGUCCAGAACCUCCUGGUCUAUCAAGACCUUAAGCACGCCAUCCUCCUGAGUCCAGAGCAGCACCGCCAGCGCUUCAGAUCGCUGGACCUUGGAGACUGUGGCCGACCCUUCGUGAUGGCGCAACAGCUCCGGGACGCCUGCCGCAGAUGGCUGAUGGCUGAGAAAAGCGACGUCGAGGAAGUCAUCGACAAAGUGGUGCUGGAGCAGUUUGUGGCUCGGUUGCCUAGGAAGACCGCCCAGUGGGUCCAGUGCCACCGCCCGACGUCGCAGAAACAGGCCAUCCAACUGGCGGAGGACCAGAUGGUGGCGUGCCCCGGGGUCGGCGAACCCCUGCCAUCUGUUUCUCUCUCUCCCUCUUCCACUGUGUUUUCUCCCUCUCCUUCUCCCUCCAAACCUGUCCCUAUCCCUAGGUCCAGAGGGAAUCUCCCUCCACGAGCACCACCCUGGUGGAGGGGUGGUCCAGGAACAGUACCAACAGCGGCCCUGAGGGCGCCGCCCAGGGGGGCGGGGUCGACCAGCGUCAGCCCAGCCGCAGCUCCCGUUCCUCCGCUCUCUCCACGCCAAUUCCUUGACCCGCUUCCUGUCACUAGGGCGGCGGGGAGGCCUGGGCCAGCCUGUUGCCGUUGCGGGGACCCGGGUCAUUUUAUUGAUCGUGUCCAGUGAUGGAGGUGGGGACGUCCCACAGGCUACCCCCGAUCAAGCUGGCCUGUACCAAAUACCUGUGAGUAUUAAGGGGGGUACGUAUCAGGCUUUGGUGGAUUCGGGAUGUAACCAAACCUCAAUUCAUCAAAGCCUGAUUCAACCGGGGGCAUUGGAUACGAGCCGCGUGGUAAAGGUAUGGUGCGUGCACGGGGAGGUGGUAAACUAUCCCUUAAUGUUGGUGGCUAUUCAAUUUCGGGGACAAAAGCAUAGCAUAGAGGUUGCAGUUAGCCCGCACCUCAGACAUCCGCUAAUUUUGGGAACAAAUUGGCCAGGUUUUAGGGUAUUAUUGGGGCAUUUAUGUGCGGAUGUCUCUUGGAGGAACGAAGAGCAGGGAAGGGGGGUGGUCUCGCAAGUGGGAGAAGCUGAGCGGGGGCCAAUGAGAACUGAGACAGGGGAACAGAGCGCUGUUGAGAGGAGAAACCUCGCACAGCGUGAUGAUUUUCCCCUGGAACAGUCUCAGGAUGAAACGCUCAAAAAUGCCUUUGAACAGGUCCGUACCAUCGAUGGGCAGCUUCUCCAACCAACUCGACUGCUCUCAUAUCCUUAUUUGGCUAUUUUAAAAGACAGGUUGUAUCGAGAGACCCAAGACACUCAGUCAAAACAGGAUACAACUCCGUUAUUAGUACCAAAAAGCCGUCGGGAAAUGCUUUCUGUUUCAUUUAAUCUCCCAGGUGGGAAUCCCAAAAGAGAUUCUCACCGAUCAAGGCACGGCGUUUUUGUCACGGACCCUCCGCGAACUUUACAAAUUAUUGGGCAUUAAAUCAAUUUGCACCAGCGUCUAUCACCCACAAACAGUUGGUCUGGUCGAACGAUUUAACUGCACUUUAAAAACCAUGAUUCGAAAGUUUGUUCACGAAGACGCCAAAAAUUGGGACAAAUGGCUGGAACCCCUCUUAUUUGCCGUGCGCGAGGUCCCCCAAGCCUCCACAGGGUUUUCCCCAUUCAAGCUUCUUUACAGACGUCAGCCCCGCGGGGUGUUGGACGUUCUAAGAGAAACUUGGGAGGACGGACCUUCGGACAGUAAAAAUGAAAUUCAGUAUGUACUGGACCUGAGAACAAAACUCCACACUUUGGGGCGGCUCUCUAUGGGGAAUUUGUUACAGGCUCAGGACAGACAAAGCCGGCUAUAUAACAGGGGAACCAGAUUACGCGAAUUUACACCGGGAGAGAAAGUAAUUGUAUUGCUCCCAACUUCUAGUUCCAAAUUACUCGCCAAGUGGCAAGGGCCCUUUGAGGUCACACAACGAGUUGGAGAUCUCAAUUAUGAGGUAGUACGAUCAGACAGGAGCGGGGCUCAUCAAAUUUACCAUCUCAAUCUCCUUAAAAAGUGGAGUGAGGCGGAGUCAGUGAUGCUGGCAAUGGCGGUGAGUGGAGAGGAAGAUCUCGGGCCAGAAGUGAACACUAAAAAUCAAUCUCUCGCUCUGGCCCCAGGAGGAGAUCAUCUCUCGCCCUAACAGCUCACUGACAUGGCCAAGUUGCAAGCUGAAUUUGCAGAUGUGUUCUCGCCCCUGCCUUGUCACAAAAACCUCAUUCAGCACCAUAUUGAGACCGAGCCAGGCGUGGUAGUGCGCAGCCGGCCGUAUCGUUUACCUGAACACAAAAAAAAGGUAGUUCGGACUGAAUUAGAGGCGAUGCUAGAUAUGGGAGUAAUAGAGGAAUCCAACAGUGACUGGGCGAGCCCGAUAGUUUUAGUGCUUAAAACGGACGGCUCUGUUCGGUUCUGUUUGGAUUAUCGCAAGGUGAAUGCUUUGUCGAAAUUCGACGCAUAUCCAACGCCGCGGGUUGACGAAUUGUUUGAUCGGCUGGGUUCUGCUUGCUUUUAUUCGACACUGGAUUUAAAAAAAGGAUAUUGGCAGAUCCCCUUAUCUCCUAUAUCUAAGGAAAAAACAGCUUUCACAACGCCGUUUGGAUUACACUAAUUUGUUACUCUACCUUUCGGGUUGUUCGGGGCUCCCGGCACCUUUCAGCGUCUCAUGGAUCGGAUACUCCUGCCGCACGCUGCAUAUUUGGAUGACAUUAUCAUCUAUAGUAAUGAUCGGCAGCGUCAUAUGCAGCAUUAGGUUUGUACCUAAUUUUUCGGACCUCACCAGCCCACUGACUGACCUCACUAAAAAGGUAGCACCAGAUCCGGUCCAGUGGACGGAGCAGUGCCAGCAGGCUUUCACCCAGAUAAAGGCUGCUCUGUGUGGCGGGCCGCUCUUGCACUCUCCUGACUUUUCUCUCCCUUUUCUGUUGCAGACUGACGCGUCGGAUAGGGGGCUUGGAGCGGUUCUGUCCCAGGAGAUAGAGGGUGAGGAACGGUUGGUGCUGUACAUCAGUCGUAAGCUCUCAAAGAGAGAGACGAUGUACAGCACCAUAGAAAAGGAGUGCUUGGCGAUUAGAUGGGCUGUACUUACUCUCCGCUAUUAUCUCCUGGGACGGGAAUUCACUCUCUGUUCGGACCACAUUACAGCCCUUGAAAUUCAAGGUGGUUCACAGGCCGGGGGUGCAGAUGGCUGU
Molecule: messenger RNA, 4835 nt
Organism: Ctenopharyngodon idella (grass carp)
Lineage: Eukaryota; Metazoa; Chordata; Actinopteri; Cypriniformes; Xenocyprididae
Product: zinc finger protein 444-like
Exons: 2
Coding region: 1200-2297 (365 amino acids)
Source: RefSeq, a predicted model, not a curated record